CAUUAGCUUGCAGAUUCCAAAAUAGUUUCACUUUCACACCAAUUACCAACCACAGCUGUAUAUGAGCAGUGAUAGCCUGCUGCAUUAUUAUCUUGUUUAGUGCAUAUUAAAACUGUAUUAGAAAAAUAAUUUAGAAUUAUUAAUAAAAUAAUGAGUUGAAGUAAUAGGAAGUGAUACGGUUGGUGAAGUAAGAGGCAAGAAAUAGGGCGCACGUUGGCAGGAGAUUCCUAUUAUGAAUAUUUGCUUGCUUUUAUCUGUUGUGCAGAUUUUUCGUCUGCAAAAGACGAAAGGAAAUCAUGGGCUUAAUCAAUCAAAACUUCUGCAAAAGCAACUCGCAAGAAAAACAUAAAGAAAAAUCUUCCCUGCUGUUGUCUUAUUAUUUGGACUCGGUUAUCUCUGAGUCUGACUAAGACAAUUUCUUUUUAGGAAAAUUCCUUCAUGCCCUUCACGUCUUCUCUCUCUCUCUCUCUCUCUCUCUCUAUCAAACUCAGUCACUGCCUAAGCCUUGCAACAGGCAACUUAGAAACAUGCACAGAAGAAAAAAAAAAAAAAAGAAAAGGAAAUAACUGAAUAUCCAAGCUGUCUUUCUUCUUCUUUUGCAAUUACUUAUUUGCUUGCUCUUUAAUGGAAAGUCAAAACCCCACAUUUCUCUUUCACCACUUAUCCCUCCCUUCUCUCUCAAUAACUUUUCUAACUUUCCUUUUAGUACUCAAACUUGGGGUUUUCUCUUUGCUUGAGGUUUAGUUUAAGUUAACCUCCAUUUCUUGAAGUUCCUGUAAUGGCAAUUCUUGUUUGAGAAAUUUUUUUAAAAGCUCUAGCUUUUCUUUUCAAGUUCCUUUCUUACGAUGCAUGUUUAGUGAUUAAAUAUUAAUCAUGGAUUUCAAGAAAGAGAAGCUAGUGAGGUUUAAUGAAAUCCAGCAUUUAGAAAAGCCAUUGCCUUUAUAUACAGUUUCUGGCCAAUUGUUGAAAGCUGAAGGCAGUGCAAGUGAUCCAAAAACAGGUCAUAAAUUUCCUAAACUUGGAAGGUUUAAAGUAUUCCCAGAAAAUCACGAGCCAUGGAGGAAGCGUAUUCUUGAUCCAGGAACUGAUGUUUAUUUGCAGUGGAACAGGGUAUUCCUGUUCUCUUGCUUGGUAGCACUUUUCGUUGAUCCAUUGUUUUUUUACCUACCAUCAGUUGCAAACAGGGGUGUUACUUCUUGUAUGGAUACUGAUCUGAAUUUGGGGAUUACCGUGACAUGUUUUAGAACUUUCGCUGAUAUAUUCUAUAUAUUACAUUUAGUGGUUAAGUUCAGGACAGCUUACGUAGCACCCAGUUCAAGAGUUUUUGGCAGAGGUGAACUUGUUGUGGAUCCCAAGAAAAUUUCCUGGCGUUAUUUCAAAUCAGAUUUCUUCAUCGAUCUUAUUGCAGCCUUACCUCUUCCACAGAUUGUGAUAUGGUUUAUCAUUCCGGCAAUUAGAGGCUCCCAUUCUGAUCAUACCAACAAUGCUCUUGUACUGAUUGUUCUGCUUCAGUACAUUCCAAGAUUGUAUCUGAUUUUUCCUUUAAGUUCUGAGAUCAUCAAAGCCACUGGAGUAGUCACAAAGACUGCUUGGGCUGGGGCUGCCUACAACCUCCUGCUCUAUAUGUUGGCUAGUCAUGUUUUAGGGGCCUCAUGGUAUCUGUUGUCAAUUGAGCGUCAGGCGACAUGCUGGAAGUAUGCUUGUAGACAUGAAAUAAGUCCAGUAAAUUGCAGUCUCUCUUACUUAGACUGUGGUACUUUGAGCAAAGAUGAACGCAGACUAUGGGAAAACAGUACUCAGGUGUUUAAUAGCUGUGAUCCAAAAAACAGUACUAUAUUUGAUUAUGGGAUAUUUGCAAAUGCUGUAACACAAAAGGUUGUCUCGUCUGACUUUCUUGAGAAGUAUUUCUAUUGUCUUUGGUGGGGCUUGCAGAACCUCAGUUCCUAUGGCCAGGGUUUGGAAACAAGCACAUUCAUUGGGGAAACUGCAUUUGCUACACUUAUUGCCAUCUUGGGUCUGGUUCUGUUUGCCCAUUUAAUUGGAAAUAUGCAGACCUACUUGCAAUCUAUAACAGUCAGACUUGAAGAGUGGAGGCUCAAGCGGCGAGACACUGAGGAGUGGAUGAGACAUCGCCAACUCCCUCAAAAUCUGCGAGAACGAGUUAGGCGAUUUGUUCAAUACAAGUGGCUUGCAACUCGAGGGGUUGAUGAAGAAACGAUCUUGCGUGCACUACCUACAGAUCUUCGUCGAGUCAUCCAGCGCCACCUGUGCUUGGAUCUUGUUCGACGAGUUCCCUUUUUCUCACAGAUGGAUGAUCAGCUACUUGAUGCCAUAUGCGAGCGACUAGUGUCCUCGUUGAGUACCCAAGGCACUUGCAUAGUUCGUGAAGGUGAUCCUGUUAUAGAGAUGCUUUUCAUCAUCAGGGGGAGGCUAGAAAGCUCAACCACAAACGGAGGCCGAACAGGUUUCUUCAAUUCAAUUACUUUGAGACCUGGCGAUUUCUGUGGUGAAGAGCUUCUUGCGUGGGCUUUGCUUCCAAAAUCUACUCUCAACUUGCCAUCUUCCACGAGGACAGUAAGAGCACUGGAGGAAGUGGAAGCGUUUGCCUUGCGCGCAGAAGACCUCAAGUUUGUGGCUAAUCAGUUUAGACGCCUCCAUAGCAAAAAGCUACAACAUACAUUCCGUUUCUACUCGUACCACUGGAGGACAUGGGGCGCCUGCUUUAUACAGGCUGCAUGGCGUCGGCACAAGAAGAGAAUGAUGGCGAGGAGUCUGACCAUGUGCGAGUCAUUCGCAUAUUCUGUUGAUGAACAAGUAGCUUCUGAAACGACUCAAGAGGAGAGUAUGAAAUCUUCAACUUCCUCUCAAGCAAAACAGAACCUUGGUGUGACUAUACUGGCUUCAAGAUUUGCUGCAAACACAAGAAGGGGAGCUCAAAAAAUCAAGGAUGUUGAAAUGCCCAAGUUGCAAAAGCCUGAAGAGCCAGACUUCUCGACAGAGCCAGACGAUGACUAGCUGGACCCUUGAUUAUAUCACAGCCAUAACGCUCACCCCUAACUGAAAACGCUGCAAAGCCAGUCCAGUGAUUAAUCUUGAAAAGGUAUUUUGAUAAAUGCUCCCUGCAAAUAUCAUGUGGUUACUGAUUCCUCGGUGGUUUUCGGUCUAUAUAUGUACAUGUAGCAUGCCUGUUAGAUGUAGGGUUUCAUUAUAGUUUACUAGUUAAACAUGUUAUGGGACCAGCCCAUUUUACAAUAUUUUUAUUGUUUUGGGACACAUGUAUUAUGGGCUUUUAUGAUAAACUUGUUAUGUCUUAUUUUUGGGUCCACUUUGGCAUGGGUUUUAUGGCUUUCAAGAGAAGCUUGUAGAGGCUAUUGUGUAAACACUUAGUGUGUGAAGGGAACAGCAAUUUUCAGUUAAAAAAAAAAAACAUUAACAAAAGAGAGAGGAAACUAGAGAGUUCCAAAGGGUGCUGUCCUGCUCGUUUUUCUCAGCACCAGUCCUAGUGUUUUGGUCGCUGGAGAAGAUCUUACCGUUAGAUUUUGCUGAAAUUUUGUCAGCUUGUUGAGGACACACGGGGCUACAUUCUGACCGUUCGGAUCGUCAAUUGGAUCCCCGUUUCAUCAGGAAUUGUCUCUGGACAGAGCUGUUGUUUUUGGGUGAAUUCUACACUUUUUUGUUCUCUAUUUCAAUUCUCUCAUUGUUGGUGUUUGUUGGUGGGCUGUGAAUCUUUUGUAGACUGAUUUGGGGUUCUUUUUCCUCCAAUUUAUAAAUAAGAGAAGUUAAGGGUGGACUCCUCAAAAGGUCCCGUGGUUUUUACUCUUCACAUCGAAGGGGUUUUCCACGUAUAAAUCGUGUAUGUUGUUUGCUAUUAUUUUCUUUUAUUAUAGCCGGUUAUUUACUGCA
Molecule: messenger RNA, 3903 nt
Organism: Ricinus communis (castor bean)
Lineage: Eukaryota; Viridiplantae; Streptophyta; Magnoliopsida; Malpighiales; Euphorbiaceae
Product: probable cyclic nucleotide-gated ion channel 14
Exons: 7
Coding region: 874-3015 (713 amino acids)
Biological process (GO): monoatomic ion transport; transmembrane transport
Cellular component (GO): membrane
Molecular function (GO): monoatomic ion channel activity
Source: RefSeq, a predicted model, not a curated record